GAUUCAAGCUUUGCUUCUGAAAUCUUAAAAGCUCACAAUGAUAAACGUUCUCAAGAUGGUGCUUCUCCAUUAUCUUGGUCUAAAAAAUUAGAACAAUAUGCUCAAGAUUACGCUGAUAAAUACGACUGUUCAGGUGGUUUGACCCAUUCAGGUGGUCCAUACGGUGAAAACUUGGGUCUUGGUUAUUCAACUUCAGGUGUUGUUGAUGCUUGGUAUGGUGAAAAAUCAGACUAUAACUCAAACUCUCCAUCAGCUUCUCAUUUCACCCAAGUUGUUUGGAAAUCAACCACCCAAUUAGGUUGUGCUAAGAAAGAAUGUGGUAGUUAUUGGGGUCAAUAUACUGUUUGUUCAUACGAUCCAGCUGGUAAUGUUGCUGGUGGUUAUGCUCAAAAUGUCCAAUAA
Hansenula anomala is the source of this 402-nucleotide messenger RNA. RefSeq names its product CAP domain-containing protein. NCBI's taxonomy places the organism in Eukaryota, Fungi, Ascomycota, Saccharomycetes, Phaffomycetales, Wickerhamomycetaceae. The transcript has a single exon. The annotation marks the transcript as partial. The record is from RefSeq and is a predicted model, not a curated record.